AUGGCUCUCGGUGGCUUCUUCAAGUCCAAGAGGGCGGAACCGGCGUCGGAUGCGCCCCGUGACCCUCCCCAGGAGGCGCCUCCUCGUCUGCGGCGAGCAGAGCCGUCCGUCGUCUCGGAGAAGCGGCCGUCGUCGGUAGUGAGCGGAGACGAUGUCGACCUCCGACCUCCCCCUCGCUUCCACUCGCGGCCGCAGUCGAGCUCGGGACACUCGACGCCGUCGACCAGCGGCUCCAUGUUCCUCGACGACAUCAAGCACGAGGUCAUGGUCAACUACCUCUACCAGCAGCAGUGCUCGCACAUGUGGGUGGGCGAUGGCUCCGCCGACGUGGAGGGCGUGCUCCUGCGCAAGGCGAGGGGUCGUUACAUGGCCUGCCCGCCCAUGCUCGGUGGCUCCCCCUUCGCCGUCGCUUGCGCCGUCAUGAACGUCCAGUGCGCCAUGACCGUCAACUCGCGCGUCAUCAAGACCUUCUUGCAGUGGUCGCCCGAGGCCGUCGACGUGCCUCUCAUGAACGGACUGCGCGUGCAGAUCCUACCGGCCGUCGAGGAUCUCGCCCGCGCCCGGAAGCAUCAGUUCGCCGCCUUUGUCGCCUCCGAAGGCCUGCUCGUCGUCUGGGACGACGACCCGCUGCACCUUGUCCAGCGCGCCAAGGCCAUCGAGUCGGAGCUCAUGGAGCUCGUCUGGAAGGCCGGCAGUGUCGUCGACGACGACGACGACGAGAAGCGCGCCGGAGCCGGAGCCGAGGCCGAGAUCGACGAGGAGAGCGGCGAGGUCAAGGCCGAGCGGCGCCCGAUCCACAUGCAAAACACCGUCCUCGUCUCCGUCACCUUGGUUCUCGUCAUCGUCUCGCUCGGUGCCGCCUGGAGGCAGCUCGCCAUCGAGGUCUCCGUCGACGGCAGCUACCUCCGCCUCGGCCUCGUCGCCCUCGCGCCCCUCCAAAUCUUCUUCACCCUCUUCUUCGCCCAGGUCAUCGUCGGCUGCCUCGCUCAAAUCUUCGGCCCCAUCCGCCAGCUCAGCGUAAACUCCAAGUUUUACUCCGGCCGACCGCCCCCGCGGCUGCGCACGGCGACGCUGCCGCACGUCACCAUCCAGUGUCCCGUCUACAAGGAGGGUCUGCAGGCCGUCGUCGUGCCGACGGUCAAGUCCGUCAAGCAGGCCAUGUCGACGUACGAGCUCCAGGGAGGCUCGGCCAACCUCUUCGUCAACGACGACGGCCUACAGCUCCUCUCGGAAGAGGAUCGUCGCGCACGCAUCGACUUUUACGCCGACAACGGCAUCGGCUGGGUCGCCCGCCCGCGGCACGGCGAGCACGGCUUCCGGCGCAAGGGCAAGUUCAAGAAGGCGUCCAACAUGAACUUUGCCCUCAUGGUGUCCUGCGCCGUCGAGGAGAAGCUCCAGGCCGUCAGCCGCGGCGCCGAGUGGAGCCAGAACGACGAGGCCCUCGUCUAUGAGCAGGCUCUCGGGGAGGUGCUCGACGAGGACGGGCGGGCAUGGGCCGACGGCAACAUUCGUGUCGGCGACUAUAUUCUCCUCAUCGACUCGGACACGCGCGUCCCCGCCGACUGUCUGCUCGAUGCCGUGUCCGAGAUGGAGCAGUCGCCCGACGUCGGUAUCCUGCAGUUCUCGUCGGGCGUCAUGCAGGUCGUCCACACGUACUUUGAGAACGGCAUCACCUUCUUCACCAACCUCAUCUACUCGGCCAUCCGGUACACCGUCUCCAACGGCGACGUCGCCCCCUUCGUCGGCCACAACGCCGUGCUGCGCUGGUCAGCCAUCCAGCAGGUGUCGUACCGCGACGAGGACGGCUACGACAAGUUUUGGUCCGAGAGCCACGUGUCCGAGGACUUUGACAUGUCCCUUCGCCUGCAGUGCACCGGGUACAUCAUCCGCCUCGCCGCCUGGGCCGGCGACGGCUUCAAGGAGGGCGUGUCGCUGACCGUCUAUGACGAGCUCGCGCGCUGGGAAAAGUACGCGUACGGCUGCAACGAGCUGCUCUUCAACCCCAUCCGGACCUGGCUUUGGCGCGGGCCCUUCACGCCGCUGUUUCGUCGCUUCCUCUUCUCGGGCAUCCGCUUCACCUCCAAGAUCACCGUCAUCUCGUACAUCGGCACCUACUAUGCCAUCGGCGCCGCCUGGAUCAUGACGGCCGUCAAUUAUUUCCUCGUCGGCUGGUUCAACGGGUACCUCGACAAGUACUACGUUGACUCGUGGCAGGUCUGGUUCUCCAUCAUCAUCGUCUUCAACGGCCUCGGAAACAUCGCCCUCGCCGUCAUGAGGUACCGCAUCGGCGAGCGCAGCCUGCUCGGGGCCUUGUGGGAAAACUUCAAGUGGACCUUGAUGCUGGCCAUCUUCCUCGGCGGCCUGUCGCUUCACAUCAGCCAGGCGCUGCUGGCGCACAUGUUCGAGGUCGACAUGACCUGGGGGGCGACGAGCAAGGAGGCCGAGUUCUCCAACUUUUUCAUCGAGGUCCCCAAGGUGCUGAAGAAGUUUAAAUUCUCCAUGCUCUUCGCCCUGUUCUUCAUCGUCGGCAUGAUCAUCCUUGCCGUCGCGCCUUUCAUCCCGCACGACUGGCGCAUCACCGAUUUCGUCGCCAUAUUGCCCUUGGCCACCGUCGCCGCGAGCCACUUUCUCCUCCCGCUCGCCUUGAACCCGGCCCUCAUGACCUUUUCGUGGUAG
This is a messenger RNA of Drechmeria coniospora, 2676 nucleotides long. RefSeq lists its product as uncharacterized. The transcript is spliced from 3 exons. Bases 1 to 2676 code for a protein of 891 amino acids. The record is from RefSeq and is a predicted model, not a curated record. NCBI's taxonomy places the organism in Eukaryota, Fungi, Ascomycota, Sordariomycetes, Hypocreales, Ophiocordycipitaceae.